CAGACAUAGUACAACUACAGUGCCGCGUAUCUGUCCAGUAGUGUGUAGCAACACCGCGCGAGGGCUUCAAGGGCAAGUGCACCAAUUCUUAUACACAGGAGUAUUGCAUAGAAAAACAUAUCGUUGGAUUUAUGAACGACUGGGUAAAAUAAACGGGUGCAGCCUGGAACUUUAGGUGUAUGUGGGAAUCACAAUAUUUCUUUCUUGCUGUGAGCAAAAACAACAUUCUCAGUUUACAUGGACUCCAUUGGGUCCCUCUAGCCUGAGGAAUAAGAAUUUACUGUUCAUCAAAACAGGAGUUGUUUAUAAAUUUGAAUAAAAGGGAAACUCUAGGGAAUGGUGGAUAAUUUCCUGUCAACUAAAGAGAACUUCCUUUUCUACAGUGGCAUUAACUCUGCCUUACCUGUGGUGUUCCACCUAUCGGAUAUGGUAUCAGACUCAACGAGCUAUAAGGUGAUGCCUUCACCAUUCUCAGAAGACGACCUCAGUGAUGCCUCGAGUCUGCGUUCAUGUUCCUCCCCAGAUUCCCAAGUCCUUAGCUCAAGCUAUGGAAGUACAUCAAGCAAUGAGAGCCAGGAUAACAUCCUCAACUUCCUGUUAUCCCAUACUUCCCUUGGUGGUGGAGGUGGCAACAGUGCUGAGAUUAGCACUGUAACCUCAACUCCUUUGGCAGGCAUCUUUUGGAACUCACAAAGGGACAGCAUGAAGGAAGAGAACUUGGAUUUACAAAUUUGGUCUGCAUCAAACAUGGAAGAGGCACAUUCUGAACCUUUCCAGCCAACUCUAGAGGAAAUUGAAGAGUUCCUAGAAGAAAACAUGAAUGGUUUGGUGUCUCUCAAGCAUGAGGGGAACUCACACCUUGGAGUGGAGCUGGAGCUGGACCUAGGAUUGGGUACAGGAGUGGUUGUCAUGGAAGAGACCAAGAGCUCAUCUAGGGUGCCAGAGACAAACCCCAUUGGAUCACAGAAUCAUUCUAAUCCAACUUUGUCAAUGGCUAAGCUUCCAUCAAACUUCAGAGUUGAGUAUGAGACCAAAAGCAGAGAGAGUAUUCCAAGUAAUCAUGACCCAACUAUGCAGACAGACGAUGCAAUAAAGAAAGAGACCCAAAGUAGACCUGUCUCCACCGAGAACAGCAGUACCUCCAGUGACAGCAGUGGUAAUAGUGGGGUGCCUGUUAUUCUUCAAAUCCAACCAAUUCAGAUCAAACAGGAGAAUCAGGGGAGCAGUGAAGCUGCAACUCCUUCAACAACUCAGCCCCCCACCCCAGGCACAGACAUCAAAAUUGCCCAACUGCUGGUGAACAUCCAGGGACAGACCUUUGCAAUAGUUCCACAGUUUGUACCCUCUGCUUCCAAUUCAUCUACAUCUACCAGGUCCAAUGGUCAAUCUAAAUUUGUGCGGAUAGCCCCUGUACCCAUCGCAGCAAAACCUGUAGGGGAUGGAGGGGAUGGUCUUGGAUUGGGUGGGUUCCAAGGUGGUCUCCUAGUUGGGGGAGCACAGAAAUUCCAGAAGAAUCCAGUAGCAGAUCUCAUCAAAAUGCACAAGUGCAACUUUCCAGGCUGUGCCAAGAUGUACACCAAGAGUAGCCAUCUUAAAGCUCACCUGAGGAGACAUACUGGAGAGAAGCCAUUUGCCUGUAACUGGCCUGGCUGUGUAUGGAAGUUUUCCCGCUCAGAUGAGCUGUCCCGUCACCGGCGGUCCCACUCUGGGGUGAAGCCAUAUCAGUGUCCUGUGUGUGAGAAGAAGUUUGCCCGCAGUGAUCACCUGUCAAAGCACAUCAAAGUCCACCGCUUUCCCAGGAACAGCCGGACAGUCCGUACUGCUGCCUGAUCCCACCCCAGUUGAACUCACUGAACCACAAAACAUUUGACGUAUGAAUAAGUGAGAGGAAAAAAAUGGACUCAUAAGAAGGAUCAUGUCUGAGCCUUGCUGCUUUGCCAUCAUAUUUAUACUGUUUUAAAUUAAAUCUCAGUGGCAGAGCAUAAAAUGUAAAAUGUAUUGUCAUCUUCGGUGCUACAUUCUGUAUGGAUUACUAAGAAGAGAAGACUGGCAUUAAUAUAGACUGUGCUAAUGGGGAUCAGUCAAUGUGAAUAAGCUACGGGGACAAGUUCAGAAACCACACCAUUUUUAUGUGAAUGCGGAACGACAAUAGAAAUGCAAAGAAGAAGCACAGUGCCAAUUGUACAUGUUUAAUAUGUACACCUUCAAUCAGUGUUGACUAUCUCAUUUUUGCAUUUAAGGCAAGCUGGUUUUGUAAAAAGGUGUUUGUAUUUUUAUUAUUGUCGCCUUGUAAUGGCUCUGCUGUGUUUUUUUUGCCUUAGUCACCCACAAAGCUCUUAUCUCAGGUCUGACUUGGGUGCUGGGGAAACUGGAAAACCAGUCUCAGCAUUUCAAAACAACUGAUGAGGUUCAAGGGAAUGUGACAGAAUCCAACAACUUAGAGUAAUAAAUGAGAGUGUUAAUCAUUUUACUCUUAGUUAGCACUAAGCAGCAAUGAUACUAAAUGAGACUGGCUUUUGGAGUUUUUGGAACCAAGUGUCUUCUCUUUCUGUUUCAUUCUUUGAUUUCCUGUAACACAGAAUAUGCCUCCAAACUCCAACGAGUUAGUGGAUUACCUACAGAUCAUUGCGUUACUAAAGCUGGUGCUACACCUGUCUACCACAAUUCCCUCUCCACCCUUAAAACACAACCAUAAUCACAAACAAAACACUGUUGCUGUUACUUUUAGUGAACCGAAAGCGGUAAACGUAAAAUGGUUUUGUUACAAUUUGAAGCUUACUUACUGUAACUUUUCAACGGUUACACAUCAGCAUUUUUGUUUGUGUUUGUUAAGAAGGUUGGGUAACAGUGUGGACUUUCCGGGGUGCUUGUGGCUGAAGUAGGCAAAACACAGUACUGUUGGUGCCAUGUUUUAGUGUUUAUUAUUACAUUUGGGCACUUCUGGAAGUGGGAAGGCUUACUUCCUUAUCUGUUUGUCUUUCUGAUCAAGGGGCCCACUGUACAUACAUAAUGGCAUUCCUUUCAUUCAUAGAAUGAAUUUUAUGAGUACUUGUUAACACACAGGUCUUUUUAGCCACAUCCUAUGAAUGUAUGUAAAUAAAUCUUGUAUGAUUUUAAGGGUGGGGAAACUGAGAGGCAAAUUAAACAAAGGGAAAUCGU
Tachysurus fulvidraco (yellow catfish) is the source of this 3159-nucleotide messenger RNA. RefSeq names its product Krueppel-like factor 15. The record is from RefSeq and is a predicted model, not a curated record. The coding region runs from base 337 to 1830 and encodes 497 amino acids. Gene Ontology annotation, biological process: regulation of transcription by RNA polymerase II. Gene Ontology annotation, molecular function: RNA polymerase II cis-regulatory region sequence-specific DNA binding; DNA-binding transcription factor activity, RNA polymerase II-specific. The transcript is spliced from 3 exons. Lineage: Eukaryota; Metazoa; Chordata; Actinopteri; Siluriformes; Bagridae.